Manis pentadactyla (Chinese pangolin) is the source of this 6959-nucleotide messenger RNA. It is a transcript of the gene NAALADL2, whose product is annotated as N-acetylated alpha-linked acidic dipeptidase like 2. Lineage: Eukaryota; Metazoa; Chordata; Mammalia; Pholidota; Manidae. The record is from RefSeq and is a predicted model, not a curated record. The transcript has 14 exons. Bases 3158 to 5524 code for a protein of 788 amino acids.
CAAUUAUUUUUAGAAUUAAUAAUCACUAUGUAUCAGAAAAAAUGCACAGCAUUUAAAACAAAAUCUAUAUUAAAAAUUUAAAUGUGAUAUUUUGAAUCAGCAAAUGAUGUAUCUCGACCCAUAAACCUGUAGUUGGGGAAUACUUGUCAGAUCAGUCAUAUCCCAGGGUAUUUUCUUUUGUGCACUCUGUGAAAACUUUUCAGUGAGGAAUGUGUUGUUCUCUUCCAAUCUUGUCUGAGUUGAAAUGUACCCUUGGUCUACAAAUAGUUCAGAUCUAUCUCCUUGGAGUAUUGAAAUGCUUCCAUGCCAGUUGUGUUUGCCUUAAGAUUAAGUGAACCUAUUAAUCAGGUGAGAGUUAACCAGAAACAAGUGUACGUCACUCAUUGGUUUUAAAUUACUUCUGAUUUUUUUUUUUUUACAUUAUAAAGGAAAGCACUGUGGGGAUAAUUUGCAGCUUUAUUUGUAUGUGUGAUGGUAAGGUAUUUUGACAAGUUUAUUUAAUAUCUUAUAAAACAAACCAAGAUAUAACCUGGAAACUUCAUUUAUGGAAUGCUCUAACAUUACUCUGUUUUCUAUGCAAUACCCUGUUCUGUAUCUGAGCUUGAGUUUUAAAGUUAUCAAAGUACAUGAAAAAGGCAUUUUGAAAUGUUGUUUGAUUUUGCUUUUGACUUAACAGCAUUUAUAAAAAGAUUCUGAAGUUCUCUGAAAUAAUAUUAUCAGCCCUUUUUACAAAUAACUGUUCUCUGAUAGAACUGAUGAUAUUCAAAUGCCGUGUUUGUACAUUAAACAUGUGGAUGACUUAAGUGUUUUGGCUAUGAAGAUAGAAGAUGACAGUAGAUUAUCAUUAUAUCUCUAGCAUAUACUUCGAAUAAUGGUUUUUUAAGGAUGUAUCUAGAUUGUCUAGAUUCAUUGGAACAUCUCUAGUCACAACCUGAAGAGCUAGCCGUAGAUGUUGGCAAAGAUUAUUCCUUUUAAUGGAAUUUCCUGUAGGUCUUUAACCUAUUUUUGUACUCAGGAAGCUGAUUAAGUGUGCUCUGGUUAGUGGAACCCACGCACUAUAAACAUUUAAUGUUUCCAAUGGUAUUAGGAACCUUUUUUUUUUUGUCUGAGUGAAAUCGAUGUUAUUCCAAAGUUAUCUUCAGCUUAAUGUGAACAUAUCUCAGUUAUCUUUUCACUCAUAAAAAGUAACCUCUCCCUUUCAGUCCCAAUGAAAAUAUGUGAUGAUUCAUAAUAUCAUCAGAAUUCAUAAAAUAGUUACCUAGGGUAGGAUAAAAUAGAUUUUUUUUCUAAAUUCUGAAAAUAUAAAUAAAAUAUAUAAAUAACAAGGCAAAAGAAGUAAGGGCAAGGACUUUGUGAACAUUGUUAUUUACUAAGGAAAGGAAGCAUUAUUUCCUUGCAUAAUAUCUGCAACCUCACAUAUGCCACUGAGUGGCACGUGGUCAGUUUGUGACAGUAGUGAAAGGCUAUGGCUGGGAUGGCAGGAAGGUGGCAACUUCCUGGCAGGCAGCUACGUGGAAAAUGCCUGGGGCUAAGGUUUUUCCAGAGGCUGCUCUGAGGCAUGGAAGGGUCCCUUCCUUGUUCUCUGUUAGGAAGGAAAUACAUUUUCUUCUUCUCCCAGGAUUCUUAUUAACAGGUGGGGCAGACCCUACUUAGAAUUUAAGAAAGGGAAAGAAUUACUCUCCACUAUGUUCCUCAUUCAGUAAGUCCCUCCCAUCUCUGCAACUCAGUCCCCAUGAGUUUUUUCAUUUUGUUUCUUCCCUCUUUCUCCUUGGUCAAAGCAUACCCAAGGCCACUUGCCUCUUUGUAAAGGAUAAAUGAUUCACAAAUUCAUACUUGGAAUUAUUUGAAUGAAAUUAUCUCUGAGUUUGAUGCCCAAACAACCUUGUGAGAGAUUUCUCUGAGUAGGUGUCUUCCCAGGACUGUUCAAUACACCCUCUUCACCCAGGCUGCCUACUUAUCAGUUGUUUGGGUGUUUUUGAAUAUCUAAGUGCAGCCUUCAUUCCUACCUCAGUUUUUGGAUCUGUAGAUCUAGGAAAACUCUACUAAACGUUACAGAAGACCAGACCACAGUCUUUCUAAGUAGAGACGAGUUGGCUAGACCCUGUGUAAUGCAAGGGGAGCUUGAUAGCCAUCAGAGAGAGGAGAGAACUCUUCCUCAAUCCACUGAAAGAGAAUUUGGCUGUCCAGUUAGGGAAAAAAUUCUCUUAAGAUAUUAACAUUUUCAAGGUAGAAGAAUGCUUAGUGGGCCUCACAUCCAUGAUUUUUUACUUUGUAGAGUAGCAAACAGAGACCCUAUAAAGGUAAGAAAAUUGUUUUUGUUUUCUUAGAAGCAGUUGCUAGAACCCAGGUCUCUACCCUAGCUGCCUAGAACCUGUGUUCUUACAGAGGAAUUUGGCACAUUGUUUUCUGGAGGUGUUUACUUUCCUAUAUCAAAAGGGGAAAUCAGGUUUACUAUAAAUUCUUUCCAUAUUGUCAUUUUUUUGGUUUCUGUACUUACGGUCUGGAAAAGAUUGUCCAAUAUUCAGUCAGACUGUUAUGGGGACUGGUCUAUCCUUUCUGGACUCCAUUUAUUUAGCUUUCAGCACAACCAGGAGAAGUUGGCUUGAAAGUCCAUAAAAUAUGCAUUGAAUGUUUCUCAUGAUACAGUCAUUUUUUAGAAAUUAUACUUGUAUUUGGCUAGUAAAAAAAGAAAAAAAAUAUUAGGCAGGAAGGUGCCAUAAUGUCUGUGCUUCUAAGUUGCAGCCCGAGGGCAGCAGUGCCUAUUCCCCAGCCUGUUGUACUGGUUUGGUGUGCAUGUUUACUCUCUGUGGUGGAAAAAUCUCUCUGUGCUCAUCAUCGUAAACCAUGCCUGUGAGUGCCUUGAAAUCUUUCUAAAACCCUAAAGAGGACUAACCAGUCUGUGACUCUUCCUUCCCAGCCUAGGGAACUUUAAGCAUUUUCAAUUAGAAGAAAUGAAGGAGCACUGGUUAAACCUAUCAGGAUUCCAGGAGGAAGUCUCUCACUAGUUCUUAGUGAUAGAUGAGACAUUUUGGAGUUGAGAUUUAGAUAUUUAGGUAGCAGGGAAUUUUGGAGGUGAAACUUCCAGAAGCUCUGCUGAAGAGGUCUUAUUAUCUAAGGACGGAAUUGAGCACAUUUGGAGCAAGUAAAGGGGCAGAGAAUGUCAAGGCAUGAAAUCCCAGGUAAAAAGAUGGCCUAUCAGAAGGUCAAUGCAGAUCAAAGAGCUCCAGGACAUUCACAGUACUUAGACAAUGAUGACCUUCAAGCCACUGCCCUUGACUUAGAGUGGGACAUGGAAAAGGAACUGGAGGAGCCUGGUUUUGAUCAGUUCCAGUUAGAUAGUGCUGAGCAUCAGAACGUGGAGAAUUCAGAGACUGCAGAUCUCAAUCUUGAGUCCAUUCAACCAGCAAGUUCACCAAAAGGACGGUUUCAGCGACUUCAAGAAGAGUCUGACUAUGUUACCCAUUAUACAAGAUCUGCACCAAAGAGCAACACCUGCAACUUUUGCCGCCUUUUAAAAAUAUUUUGCACAGCUGUCAUUUUAUUUAUUUUUGGAAUUUUGAUAGGCUAUUAUGCACAUAAAAAUUGCCCUUCAGAUGCUUCAUCUUCAGAAACACUUGAUCUUCAGUUAUACCAAGAGAUUCUCAAGACAAUCCAAGCAGAAGACAUUAAGAAAUCUUUCAGAAAUUUGGUACAACUAUAUCAAAGUGAAGAUGACACAGAGAUUUCAAAGAAGAUUAAAACUCACUGGACUUCUUUGGGCCUAGAAGAUGUACAGUUUGUGAAUUAUUCUGUGCUGCUUAAUCUGCCAGGCCCUUCUGCCAGCUCUGUGACUCUGAGCAGCACUGGCCAAUGCUUUCAUCCUAAUGGCGAGCCUUGCAGUGAAGAAGCCAGAAAACAUAGCGGCCAGGAUCUGUUCUACUCAUAUGCAGCCUAUUCUGCCAAAGGAACUCUCAAGGCUGAAGUUAUUGAUGUGAGUUACGGAGAUGCAGACGAUUUGAAAAGGAUUAAAAAAAUGAAAAACCUAACGAAUCAGAUUGCACUCCUGAAAUUAGGAAAAUUACCACUACUUUAUAAGCUUUCCUUAUUGGAAAAAGCUGGAUUUGGAGGUGUUCUUCUAUAUAUUGAUCCUUGUGAUUUACCAAAGAGUGCAAAUCUUAGUUAUGACACCUUCAUGGUGUCACUGAAUCCAGGAGGAGACCCUUCUACACCUGGUUACCCAAGUAUUGAUGGAAGCUUUAGGCAAAACCGAUCAAACCUCACCUCUCUACUAGUGCAGCCCAUCUCAGCAUCUCUCGUUGCAAAACUGAUCUCUUCGCCAAAAGAUAGAACCAAAAACGGCAUCUGUAGCCACCUAGAACUUCCAAACAAUGAAAAAAGGGUUAUCAACUUGCAAGUUCAGACAAUUACAAAAUUCAAAACAGUUACUAAUGUUGUUGGAUAUUUAAAGGGCUUGAUAUCUCCAGAUCGAUAUAUCAUAGUUGGCAGCCACCAUCAUACUGCAUACAGUUAUAACGGACAAGAAUGGGCCAGUAGCACUGCCGUAAUCACAGCUUUCAUCCGGGCCUUAAUGUUGAGAGUUAAGAGAGGGUGGAGACCAGACCGCACUAUUGUUUUCUGUUCAUGGGGUGGAACAGCUUUUGGCAAUAUUGGCUCAUAUGAAUGGGGAGAGGAUUUCAAGAAGGUUCUGCAGAGAAAUGUUGUGGCUUAUGUUAGUCUCCAUAGUCCCAUAAGGGGAAACUCAAGUCUGUAUUCUGUAGCUUCACCAUCUCUUCAGCAACUGAUAGUACAGAAAAGUAAUUUCAACUGUUCCAGAAGAGCUCGGUGCCCAAAAACCAAUGUCAGUUCUGUACAGAUUCAAGGUGAUGCCAAUUAUUUCAUCAACCAUCUCGGAGUUCCCACCAUUCAGUUUGCUUAUGAGGACAUCAAAGCACUGGAGGGUCCAAGUUUUCUCUCUGAAGCCCUUUUCUCUAUACAUGCAACAAGAAUUGAAGAAAUGGAUCCUUUUUUCAACCUUCAUGAAACCAUUACCAAGCUUUCAGGAGAAGUGAUUUUACGAAUUGCCAAUGAACCAGUUCUGCCCUUUAAUGCUCUGGAUAUAGCUUUAGAAGUUCAAAACAGCCUUAAAGGUGAUCAAGCCAACACACAUCAGCUGUUAGUUCUGGCCUCACACCUUCGGGAGAGUGCUGAACUCUUUCAGUCAGAUGAGAUGCGUCCUGCUAAUGAUCCCAAGGAAAGAGCUCCCAUCCGGGUCCGAAUGUUGAAUGAUAUUCUCCAAGACAUGGAGAAAAACUUCCUGGUACAGCAAGUGCCACCAGGUUUUUAUAGAAAUAUCCUGUACCACCUUGAUGAGAAGACAAGCACAUUUUCAAUCCUCCUGGAGGCUUGGGAGCACAGCAAGUCACUUGCAUCAAAUGAGACCCUUCAAGAAGCCCUGUCAGAGGUGUUGAACAGGAUUAAUUCAGCUCAGGUUUACUUCAAAGCAGGACUUGAUGUGUUCGAGAGUGUCUUGGUUGGAAAGAACUGAGAAAACUCUCAGCAUUUUAAAAAGUUUGUUUACAAUUCCUCAAGCAAAAGCUCUAAUCUAAGCAGAUUUUCUAACAUUUAAGACUUUUUAGCCCCAAUGGCUUUUUAUAGAAGUCUAAAGCUAUUAUUAUGCUGUAUUUUUUAAUGUAAAUAUCAAAAGAGCAUUUUGCACAUUUAAUAUUUUUCUUAUACCUACAUUUCUGAAUACAUAAAAACAAGUUAUUGAAAUAAUACUUAGGAUUUAUCUAUUAAAAAAGAAAUCUGCUGUAUUUUUAUAUAUAUAAAAUAUUUGGUGGGAAAGUUUCAAGAAGUACUGGACAAUCUCUACGCCUAUGGAUGAAACACACAGGAACAGAAGUUACUCCCUAUGUUAGAACUAUUAAUGACAUAGUUUCUGUAAUAGAAAUGGAGAGUUGGUAUGGUUUCAGAUUAACUUCACUAUUAAGUAUUUAAUAUGAAGAAUUCAAGUAUUCUGACGGAGUGACUGGUUAACCAAAACCACUUUGAAUGUUUCUAGUUUAUGAAAUGAAGUGCCUGUUCAUAACACAACUAGAUGUAGUAAUACACUGGUUAUGAAAUUGUAGUUCUUUAAAGUGUUAAUGAAAAAAAAAAGAGCCAUAAACAUUCCAGGGGAAAAAAACUCUCAAGGUAGCUGCACAGAGCAAUUUAAAUGUACAUUUUUUUCCUAACAACUUAUAAGGUGACUAGCUUUGAAACCCCUAAUUUGCCUCAGUUGAUUUUAUAAAAAAUUCAGGAAUGACAGAUGUCUUAUAAGGGAAAAAGUAUUUCCUAUUGCUUCUGUUGUUUCUGUUGGAAGCACUGAAACCUAGCUACUCUAAAAUGAAAGCAUAUCACAUCGCUCUUCCCCCUUGUACCUUUUCUGAAACUCCUUGCUGUAAGGCAGUUUUCACAGAAUACCAUAUAAUUUAGACAGGAAAGUAGGAACAGCUCCCUUUGAAAACCCAAGGCAUCAUAAAAAGCAUCAAAUUGCUAUUUCUGCCACUGACAGAGGAUUUGCUAAGAACGAAACAUUUGUUUCGAUCAAUGAAAAGCCUCUUCAUUCUAUGAAGAAACGUGAUAUUUUUUCCUUCUUUAUCCUGGUGAUCGAGAUGAAAACAUAGAAGUUAUUCACGCUUGUAAUUUUAUGCAGGAAAUACAAUGUUACUGUAAAAGUGUGUUUUUCCCAUGCUUCAAAUCUUCUCUCCUGUGGAGAAUGAAGUUUUUCGUGUUGCCAUUGUUACUGAGUGGCCCUAGCAUUCACCCUCCUCUGAAACCCUUGAAUUCUGUCUAGAUGAUAGUUUCAACUUUUAGCUUACCUUUAAAAAUGUUCUUCUGAUAUUGGAUAAAGCAGUUCCCCUUAGGGAAAAUAUCCUCACAAUAUUUUAUGUGUAUUUUCUCUGCCUAACACAACCUUCAACACUUAUGUGCCAUAGAAA